GAGGAAGAAACGAUUAAUAUUUGACGGCACUUACAGAUGAUGUUACCCACUUCACUAAGACCUAAUGACCGAAAAUGCACUUCGCAUGCCCGCCCUUGCGCUGGUGGAAUCCGUGGCACCAAUGGAACCGCGAAUUCCACCAACGAAGAGAUGGUCUGCACCACAUGCGGCCCAUGUGUUCGCCUCACGCCGGCAAGAGAAAUGUACUACGAGAAAGAUCGCGGGGCUGAGAUAACUAAGCCGACUGAGCGAUAAGCCGAAGGACGGGAGAGGGGCUGGAAGAGCAAAUAAAAGACUAGGUUUUCAUUUGCGGUGGCGGCAGUGCUCGCCGUGCGUCGGCGGGUUCACGCACAGCUCCAGUGGAGCAAAUCAGGUAUUCGGUUUCCGGACGGCCCGCGAGCCCGCUGACGCGGAAGGUCUCGUCGUGCGUCGCGAUGUGUGGUGCGCGUUUACGUCACUCGGUUUUGCUUUUCUUUUAACCCUCAGUAACAGGCCUUGUUGCCACUUGGCGCACCGAAACUGUCGCAGCCGCCGGAGAAGGGGCCAGGCUGGCCAAGCGUGCGCGAAACGUGUGCGCAGUAGGCGCUGCUGCGUCUGUUGACUGCUGGUCGGUCCUGCGAGCGCUUACUGGGCCCAAGGGACGGGUUCGUGGGACGCGCUUUCUCCGGGCCAGGACGACUCCCGGCGGGGUUGGACCCGAAGGAUGAGCAAGCCGAAAAGCAACAACCACUACGACCCAAAGAUAGCGGGACUCUACGAUCUGGGCGAUACUCUGGGCAGAGGCCAUUUUGCGGUGGUGAAGCUCGCUCGGCAUGUGUUCACGGGCGAGCAAGUGGCCGUCAAGGUGAUCGACAAGACCAAGCUGGACGACGUGUCCCGGGCCCACCUGUUCCAGGAGGUGCGCUGCAUGAAGCUGGUGCAGCACCCCAACGUGGUGCGCCUCUACGAGGUGAUCGACACCCAGACCAAGCUGUACCUCAUCCUUGAGUACGGAGACGGCGGCGACAUGUACGAUUACAUCAUGAAGCACGACCACGGCGUCGACGAGCAGGCGGCUAGGAAGUACUUCCGACAGAUUGUGCACGCCAUCUGGUACUGCCACAAACUGCACGUCGUGCAUCGCGACCUCAAGCCGGAGAACGUGGUCUUCUUCGAGAAACUCGAGAUGGUCAAGCUGACCGACUUUGGCUUCAGCAACAAGUUCUGCCCGGGACAGAAACUCGAGACGUCGUGCGGUUCCUUGGCCUACUCGGCUCCGGAGAUCCUGCUGGGCGAUUCGUACGAUGCGCCCAAAGUCGAUGUCUGGAGCCUGGGAGUGAUACUGUACAUGCUUGUCUGUGGCCAUGCCCCUUUCCAAGAAGCGAAUGACAGCGAGACCCUCACUAUGAUUAUGGACUGCAAGUACACCAUACCCCCCUAUGUCUCCGAGGAAUGCAAGAGGAUGAUUGCUCGCAUGCUUAUCCGAGACCCGGACAAACGUGCGACACUGGAAGAGAUGGCAGCAGACCCCUGGCUACUGGCUGGAGACACUCCUCAGCCCGCAGAUCACUUGCCCCUCAUACACAGGGAGCACUUGUCAGAAGAGGACCACUCGCACAUCGUCCAGAAGAUGGUCAACGGCUGCAUUGCGACCAAGGACGACAUUCUUGAGGCACUGGACCGCAAUGACUACAACUACAUGACUGCCACCUAUUACCUGUUGGCCGAACGGAAGCUCCGGGCUCAGCGCCAGGAGAAGGCCCAGCAACUCAAUAGGACUUCCAGGGCCGACCUGUCUCCCGUUGCCGUCACACCUGGCGUGUCGUCAGCCACACCUUCGCCUGCGCAAGAGCACCCGAGCAUCUCUCUGGCCUCUCCAAAUGUUCUGCCCAGCAUCUCCCUGGAGUCUUCCCCAAUGCACCCGCUCACCUCUGCGGUGGCAGCCCCGCCGUCCAGCCUAGUCGACGCCUCCUCGCUAGCCGUGCCCCGGUCCAAUCUUCCACUGGGCCGCAAGUGCAGUAUUGUGCGCGAGGAAGACGACCUGUCGUCCCUCGUGCCCUGCCAGGGCCACUCACCGCCCACUCGCGCCGCCGUCUUCUCUGAGGAGACCGAGGAGGCUGCAGAAGAGGCCAGCGAGCGUGCUGUGCGGCCCGCCCUGUCCCUGCCCGCCACUGCCCCUCACGGCGAAAACUGCUCCCAGCACCAGUCUCCCGCUGCUAGGCUGCGCUGCGUUCCAGGGCGGCGUCUUCACGCCGUCAAGAGCUCGCCGCAACUCCUGGCCGGUACAGUGGGAGACCCCAGGCGGCCCGGUGUUGCCAAGCUCCGGAUGCAUGUAGCCGGCCGCAACCGCACCACCAGCUGCAGCAGUUCAGACGACGACGGCGACGGUGACAAGAGGAGGGCGCCUCCGCUGCCUUCGGCCAAAGAAGGCGACCUCCAGGCCAGCCCCACGAUGCCCGGACUCGCCACAGGCCACGACGAGGGCUACUCAGCGGACAGCACCGACAGCCUCGACAUCCUGCCCGACCCCUCGCCACGCCUCACCAACUCAGUCUCGUGCGGGGACUUGACCAUGGAGUCUCCCGCGGCUAGGGACGUGGUGCCCGUACAGUGCGCCGACGUGGUGCUCGUUGAAGACGCCGUGCCGGCCGAGACAACCCGGAUCUCCAACAGCUUCAGCUUGGCCGCAGGCCUGAGCUGCCUGGGGCGCAGGUCGAGCCGGGAGGAGGUGCGCAGCAGCAAGCCCCGCCUGGGCUGCAGUCUGGCCAAACUCGUGCCCAAUGGCAGCCGGAGCGGCACCAGCUCCAGCGGAGGGGCCCUCAAGUCCCAGCUGGACAUCAACCAGAAUGGGUUUCGCAAAGGGCGCACCAAGAACCAGUCUGGCGUGGUGGACGUCAAAAUGGCCUCCAAGUGCUGCACACUCUGCUGAAGCACUCUCCCUCUUGCACCCGAGAAUACUCAAUGCCGCAGAGGACACAUUCCUGGGUACUUUCGGUGGUGUUCGCGCGGGGAACUCGUUUCCAAGCUCGUAAGCUCACCACGGUGGCCUGCAUGUCGACACGUCCCACUCUGCAGCUGUGGCCAAACCGAGCGUUGGGGCUCAAAGUUCACUGCCAAAGCGACUACUGCACUUUGGAAGGGAGCAUCUCUCAAAUGCAGCAAAGUAGACAGACUGGGCCCAAAGCAGCCCUGCCUUAGUACAAACACCCUUCAUUUUGUUCCCCGACAAAGCUGCAUAAAAAAAACAUGGCGCGAGCUUGAAGCCCCAACACUGCAUUCCGGCCGUUUACAGUGUGCAGUGGACGCAGCGUCCGUAGAACUAAUUGUUGCCAAGCUAUGAAGGGACGUCCAAGCUGGUUUUAUCUUGUUUGUGGCAAAGCCACGUGUUACUUCUUUUUAAAAGGGGAAAAAAAAAAAAAUAAACCCUGCCCUGUACAUAAUAGAACUGAGCAAGUCAAGUUUGGGGAGCCACUAAUGCAGGACGACUCGUCUCCACAAAGCAAACCACAGCUGGCCACAGUUCAUUGUCUCGUAAUUGUCGUCCGUCGUGUGCAUUUUUCUUGCUGUGGUUACUGAUUGCGCAUUUAACAUGGAUGAGAAAGCAGGAUAAGCCCCCUAAGAGGGGCAGCCUAGUGGCAGACGUUUAGUUAGUUUUCUAAACGAAGGAAGCCAAGGAAGAGAACUGCCCUCUAACAAAUAGAGUACUAGUUGCUCUUGUGUAUAUAACAAAAGGGAAAAAAGUAAAGCAUUAUGCUCUUUCAAAUCUCGCGCAUUAUCAGGGGUCAGUGCGUCCUCCUGCAGUCGGGUACGCAACAACCACUUUAUCACCGUCAUUCUGGAAAGCUUACAGCGGUUAUUUAUUUUACUUUCUUAGUGUUGUUUUGUCAGUGUAGGUG
Ixodes scapularis (black-legged tick) is the source of this 3875-nucleotide messenger RNA. It is a transcript of the gene Snrk, whose product is annotated as SNF-related serine/threonine-protein kinase. Gene Ontology annotation, cellular component: cytoplasm. Gene Ontology annotation, molecular function: protein serine/threonine kinase activity; ATP binding; tau-protein kinase activity. Bases 704 to 2908 code for a protein of 734 amino acids. The transcript is spliced from 5 exons. The record is from RefSeq and is a predicted model, not a curated record. Gene Ontology annotation, biological process: protein phosphorylation; intracellular signal transduction; microtubule cytoskeleton organization. Lineage: Eukaryota; Metazoa; Arthropoda; Arachnida; Ixodida; Ixodidae.